This is a messenger RNA of Suhomyces tanzawaensis NRRL Y-17324, 1569 nucleotides long. RefSeq lists its product as uncharacterized. The transcript has 4 exons. The annotation marks the transcript as partial. Lineage: Eukaryota; Fungi; Ascomycota; Pichiomycetes; Serinales; Debaryomycetaceae. The record is from RefSeq and is a predicted model, not a curated record.
GACACCGUCAGUGAUUUCACCACCACCAUCGAUUCCUACAUCAACAAGUCGCCUAUCACGAGCAAGUUCCGCGAGGACAACCCCAACUUGCGGCCUGUUGACGAUGCCUCGAGUACCUCCACCAUGGCCGAGUCCACCGAACGGAGAACCUUGGAUCUGGGCUACACUGGCAAACGCUUGGUCAACAAGCUGUCCUACUACAGCACCCAGCCGGUGUCGGAGUACUUGGGUGAACGGUUGCCCAGCCCUUCCAUUGAGCUCAUGGAGGCCCAGAACGACCAGGCUUCCAGGGACUCCAGGCUGGGCUACGCAACAAACCGUUUCUCGUUGUCAAGCUCGUUGUCACGGUUGUCGAUGUCUCAAAGCUCCCACUCCCAUGUAUAUAAGCCAGAAGCAAGUGAACCGAGAUCCAGCAUGGCAUCUGAAGUGUCCAUGAUGAGCACCGAUAACGAUUUCAUGACGAACCAAACAAACCCAUUCUGGAAGUACCAUAUCCUCAAGUUUGGCAAGGAUAUGUAUCUUACCACCAAUCCGGGAAUUAAGCAUAUGUACUGUCGUAAUGGACCUGGUUUUUACGUUGAAACUAUAUUCCCUGAUAAACUGAAAAAACCAAAAAUCGGGAAAGGGUUCACCUUGAUUUUUAAGGACAUUAACGGCAUUGAAGCAAACAAAAAGGACAAUCGUCCACCUAUUAUGAUCAUUACCAAGAAGGCAGAAUCUGAGGGUGGUUACUUCACCAUCUCAAUACCUAAAGCAAACAAAUCAUCAUCAUCAUCCAAUUCCAGAUCGAGCAGAAAAUCACCUAUGUACAACGGUUUACUCCUCCCCAAAAAGAUCAGCCCAAACUUCAUUCCACCAUAUUCUAAUAUUUCACAACAAGCAUUGCAUGAAUUCAAUAACUACGAAUUCAAGGAUUUUAAUAACUGCAAGUGGAAUGUGGGCUCUAUCCCAAGAGUUAGAAGCAGUAGAAUGAACAAGAUUAAGAGCAGAUUGAGAAAGACCUCGAGCACAAGCACCUUGAACAGUGGAAUCAAUACGGACCAAUACAAUGACCACAUGAAAUUCAUCGGCAAAAAGAACAUCUAUUUCCACCAAAACUAUCUUGAAGAAGGAGAUCAUAAGAAUCCAAUGAACCUGUUGUACAGGGACACGAGUGGAGAUCCUAGCAAAAUUUAUUUGCACGAGUCAAAUGGUGACUUUCCACCGGUGUUGGGUCUUUUUAGACCUUAUGAAUCGAAAGCUAGGAAGAGGUUGAUGAACUCGCUCCAGAAGAACAGGAAUAUUUUCCAAAAUAGAAAUAGCACUAGUAUUUCUACAAGUGCUACAAAGAUCAGUCGGAAUUCAUUGAGCUACGAUUUAGCUGGAGGUGACGUUAAGAAUUACUACAGAGGAGGCGAUGGGUUGUAUUACCUGUCUAAUCCAAGCGACGACACGCCUGACGAUAACAAGUUAGGCUGGAUUACUAUUUAUGAAGAUAAAAACCUUUUUUCAGGAGAUCAUAAUAAGGGAAUGUUCGAAAUUGUUGUUGGUUUAACAUUAGCUGUGGGCUUUGAAAGCUGUAUGGAGUAA